AUGGCCAAGAUCAGUCAAGACGUUUCAUCAUCCCGUUCCAAGGCAAGAAAGGCUCACUUCACCUCUUCCUCAGUGGAAAGAAGAGUGAUUUUGAGUGCUCCAUUGUCAAAAGAGUUGAGAAAAGAAUACAACAUCAAAUCAUUGCCAAUCAGACAAAACGAUGAAGUUUUGGUUGUUAGAGGAUCAAAGAAAGGUUCCGAAGGUAAAGUCAACUCCGUUUACAGAUUGAAAUUCGCCGUCCAAGUUGAAAAAUUGGAAAAGGAAAAAUCCAACGGUGCUACCGUUCCAAUCAACGUGCAUCCAUCAAAGGUUGUCAUCACCAAAUUGCACUUGGACAAGGACAGAAAGGCUUUGAUUGCUAGAAAAGCUGGUAAGGCUUAA
Molecule: messenger RNA, 381 nt
Organism: Lodderomyces elongisporus
Lineage: Eukaryota; Fungi; Ascomycota; Pichiomycetes; Serinales; Debaryomycetaceae
Gene: RPL26A
Product: 60S ribosomal protein uL24
Exons: 2
Coding region: 1-381 (126 amino acids)
Biological process (GO): cytoplasmic translation; ribosomal large subunit biogenesis
Cellular component (GO): cytosolic large ribosomal subunit; ribosome
Molecular function (GO): RNA binding; structural constituent of ribosome
Source: RefSeq, a predicted model, not a curated record